Molecule: messenger RNA, 4274 nt
Organism: Cladophialophora immunda
Lineage: Eukaryota; Fungi; Ascomycota; Eurotiomycetes; Chaetothyriales; Herpotrichiellaceae
Exons: 1
Coding region: 202-3162 (986 amino acids)
Biological process (GO): regulation of DNA-templated transcription
Molecular function (GO): zinc ion binding; DNA-binding transcription factor activity, RNA polymerase II-specific
Source: RefSeq, a predicted model, not a curated record
CCUUGCGUCUGCUGAGCUGUGGUGCUCGUCGAGCGGUGGCCUGUGGGUGGAGAAAGAGUUGGUUCUGGCCUUGGUCCCGAUCUGUACCACUCCGCUUCUUGCGAUGCGACAACUGAACCUCGCCGUUUAAUCUUCUCUUCAUCUUCCACCGACGACACAGAGCAUGUUCCUUCUUCGUCAUCACCGUUAUCGUCAUCAUCAAUGGCUACGGUCGCCUCCGACCUUGAAGUCCACGCUGGCGGCUCAACCACUUCUGGAUACUCCAAAACUUCACGCCGACAGUACCAAGCCUGUGAUCAGUGCCGCAAGAGCAGAAGGGCAUGCGACGCGGGCGCCUUGAAGGUCGUCAACUUUCCAUUCCGUGAGAACGACCCAUCCGAAUCGUCUGGAUCGACCUGUGAAGCCUGCUCAAACUGUGCAAGGACAAGCAAGACGUGUACAUUCGACUGGCUUCGCACGCUUCCUCUCCAAGGCUUACCGAAAGGCGUGAAAAGAAAGUUGGAAUCGACCGGUUUACCUGAAUGCGUCACUAAUCCAGCAGCCACGCCAGAGACCAAACUUCAAAUUCCAUAUUCCAAUGGCUAUUCAUCAUUUGCGGAUCCGAUUAGCUAUCCGCAGCUCGCUCCCACCUCCCAGGCUUUCCAUGGCACUGGGCGGAAUGGGAUCACUGAGUCCUUCCAGUCAACUUAUAUCAGAAGCGCCGCGUUCGCGAAGACCUCGCCCAAAUCUGAAACUCUUUACCAUGGAGACGUGAACGGCAACCAAACUGCACCUUCGAUUGUCUCAUGGUCAAAUGGCGCGGCAGUCUCUGGCAAGACUGUCGUCGGGGACGCCGCUGCCCCGAGUCGGUCGCUCGCUGGAGAAUGCGCAGGCCGCGAUCGAUGGAAUGGCGUUGGGCUUGUCCGUCGAGAAUCAUCUUCUACUUCACCCGUUUCCAAUUCUAACGACUCUAGCAAUGCGACCUCUAAGACCGAGUCGUCUCCAAGUUUGACUUCACUUAGUUCCGAGACUAGCUGCGAGGACGAAGCCCCUCACACUGAUUCAACGUCAGCACGCGCCAAACGUGCGAGAUUCCCACACGGCUAUCACUACUCGGCCUCAACUGAUCGAGGGUCACCCGAAAGCACGCGAUCAAAGACGCAGGCAAACAGUUCGGCCCUUUCGACAAAUGGUAGACCGCAAAGCACUGCUCAGCUUUCGACUCGCCAACUUCAUUUCGCCGACGCAGCAAUGAAGUCGAUGAUUGCGAGUGGCCUGCUACGCAUCUACCACGAUAGCUUUGAGAACUCUUUGUCAUGUUGGGUGACGGAGAAGAACUGUCCAUACGAGACCGAGCUUCGAGACCUCAUCCCGCACCCGAGUCCUGCUUCAGUAGCAGAAGAAGCCGCUCUUCGUCUAAGCGACAAUCGAAUCUUUUCGCGGGUCUCCCGCUUGGACUCAGCAUUCUCCCUCUUGAGAGGACGCGAGUUGUCAGCUAUUGAAAACCGUGCCGCUACAAAAGCACUUAAUGCCGCGAUCAUGGCAUUUGCCAGCCAAUGGUCACACGGCUCCCACAAUUCUUUCUGGAAAAGCAAGGAAGGUAUGUCGCAUAUGAAGGCAUGCCAGACUCGCAUGACGGGCUUGUUCUCGCAAUCAGGGCAAUCCAACGAGCCGAUGCUGUCUAGUGAAUGCGAACGAAUUAUUCAAAAGACCCUGUGGCACGAGGCGAAGACGGCCAUCCAGUCCAGCUCUGAGAUCGACUCUUUCAAAGUGAUUCUUGCUUACAUGAUCUUCGCCCUGACGCAGAGACCGAUCGAUGGAAAAAGUAAAUCCACCCAAGAGACGCAGACUUCGCCAGCAGACUCUUCGACGAAUAGCCGUCGAGGCUCUGACAACUCCUCCGUCUAUGAGCCCUUUACGCAAUGUGCGGACCCUGCCAUGGACACCAUAGUCAACGAAGACUGGAACCCAUUCUACGCAAGCGAUCUCGAGGCAUUGGCAUCCCCACCCAUCUAUUUAGAGACGGCAGUUCGAAACUUGUUUUCAUGGCGGCGGAAGAUCGAGCGCUACCGGAGGUUGCGAUCGAAAGCGAAUGGCGAAUACGGCUAUGGCACCAUGGGUGCUCUCGCUCUCAAGGACCACCAGACGUUCAAUCUACUGUUCUGGUUGGGCGUCAUGUGUGAUACAACUUCAUCGGCCAUCAGCAAACGUCCGCUAGUCAUUCCGGACGAGGAUUGCUCCAUGAUCCGAGAAGACAUGGCUGACUCCGACGGCGUCCCUCCUGGCGAUCUCGAGGGAUAUCUAUCCUUCCCUAAGAGCCCCGAUGACCACGACAAGCGCGCUCUGUGGGGAGAUUAUUUAUUGAGCUUCAAGUGGGCAGGCCCCCGAAAAACACAGCCGCGGUGGCCUUGCAAAUUCGCCGAGGCGGCCUUGGUGCUUCAGGAAGCGAUCCCAGUCAAAGUUCUCAUGUUUCGCAAGGUGGCGCAGCUACAGACCCUGGCGUUCCGCAGGACGCCACCACAGGAGCUCGAGAAGUGCAUUCAAGACGCACUCAACGUCUAUAGACAGUGGAAUACAACAUACGGUCCGUUCAUGAACGACUGCGUCAGCCAACACAACUUCCUUGAGCCGCACGUACAAUCAUGGUACGUCAUUCUGGACGGUCACUGGCACUACGGAUGCUUGCUCCUGGCAGAUACGAUUGCCCAGGUUGACCGUGAAGAGAAGACGAUGCAGCCUCAACGCACACUGCGAACAUCCUGCCACCUGAUCAAACAGCUGCGGCAUGACAACGCCAUCGCUAUCGCCAAAAUUGCACAGGCGUCGCUAUCCGAGCACAAACCCUCUGUGCCUGAUAACUCGGAGUUCCACUUUGUCUGCAACGGCAGCGCCAUCCUCACCGAGCCUUGGACCGACAUCCUUGUCCGGGCUAUGGGGAGUGCAUGUAAAGUCUUCAUCACCUGGCUGUCGAGCUGGGACAAUCCUACGGAUCCGAAUCACGAAUGGGUCCAUACGCAUACAGAGUACCAGGAUUUGUACAACCAGGCAGAGGCUUGCAUCCAAGGAAUGACGCUGCUUGGUCGGAAAUCCGAUGCGGCAAAUUAUAUGGCGGAACUGUUCUGGGCGAGAUUAAGCAAGGUGUGCUCGAGCCAGUGGUCUUCGGCAGAGCAGUUUCAAGGCUAAUGAUGAAAAGCCUCCCUUCCAAUCACCCAGCUGAGUAAAAGAAGGAUGGAAGUUGGUGAAUAUACAAGUCCCCGCGACACUGGCUUCUAGAAAAGUGACACCAGGCCCGAUGUCCUUCCCAUCGGAUUAUACGUGUACGCGGCGAAAACAAAUUACCAGAGAGAAAUUGAAUACGACCAAGCUCGGAUCAAGGGCCAAAGGAUCGAAAGGGAAAACAACCCGGCAGCUUCUCACGUGCUGCUGCUCCUGCAUACCUACCAGAGCAUAGCUAGGCAAGUUAUCGGGUUCUCAGCAAGCGCGAAAGUGGAAAGAAAACACGAGACAUCAAGAGACAGAAGAAAUUCAGCUUGCCUGCAUCCCUAUUAGCGACACCGAGUUUCUUGUUUAUCUAUAUUGACACAAAUGUUGGAUCGCACCGAAAAUACGGUCCACGCAGAGAUCUUCCGCCAGUCAAAGCAGUCCAGACCAUGGAAGGAUGAAUCGAAACCCGAUUAAGAGACGGAUACCCCGUAUCAACAAGGAAAGCGAAGUCUGGAGGCAUGCGAUCUAGGCACAAAGGGGAAGGGAAGGGAUGCUGCGUGCUGCACGACGCCACACCUAUGCUUUCCGUAGGCAGGGCACGGGUUGUCCGCGCGACGGCCGGAAAGGAGGAGCAGGUGAGGAAAGACACAGGCAAGCCAGGCGCAUGCCACACAUCAGGCACGCUCGAUUAGCACAGGAGAUCACGGCCAAAAAAGGAGGGAAUGGGGGAAGGUGAAAGGGCAAGGGAAAGGAGCAAAUGAGCAAGGACAACGGCAGGAAAAAGGGAAAAGAGAGCAUUGGGAAGGGGUGGAAAAGUUUGGAUACCCGGGGACGGCUACUUGCAAGCGAGGGCUGUCUCCAUGUCACGAGAUGAUGAACAUAUUUUGUAGUUGCUUUGAUUGAUCUCUCGGAUCUGAGACAGCUAUUUGACGGCUGUCCUUUUUUUUUCUCUGGUCUUGGUGGUGGUGAAGCGAGUAGCUGGCCGGCGGUGGUGGCUGUGUAGGAGGGACUUCUUUGCUAUGACCACGGUACACACCGUACAGAGAGAGUAUUUCUUGCACACAUACACACCAACACAGAGUCUGCCUCUA